GUACACGUGUACACGUGUAACUUAGAUAUCGUGGUUGUGCUUGGUCACAGUGGUGCCUUGUGAUGGCAGAGCUCCCAAAAUCCAUGACCGCGCUGGUCCUAUCGAAGGAGGAGGAUGUCAAAUUUGUGGAGGUGCCCUGUCCCAGCAUAGUGCACGCUGGCGAUGCCAUCAUCAAGGUUACGGCCUGCUCCGUGUGCGGCAGUGACCUGCACCCUUACCAUGGCCGAGAACGCGGCAUCGCGCCAAACACGAUCGUGGGGCAUGAAUUUGUGGGCGUCGUGGUCGCCAAGGGACCGGAGGUCAAGGACCUGGAUCUGGGGGACCGCGUGGCCUCGCCCUUCACCAGCUGCUGCGGGCAGUGCUUCUACUGCGAGCGCGGAGCCACGUGCAGGUGCGACCACACCCAGGCUCACCUCUUCGGCUGGGUGUCAGAAGGCGAGGAACAGCUACCGCCAGAGCAGCGCCGCGGCCUGCAGGGCAGUCAGGCACAAUACGUGCGCGUGCCGUUGGCCAGUGGCACCCUGCUGAAGCUACCUGAUGACGUGUCGGACGAGGCUGGGCUGCUGCUUGGAGACAUCCUGUCCACCGCCUUCUUCUGUGCGGAGCGCGGCGAGGUGGGCGACGGCGCGACGGUGGCGGUGCUGGGCUGCGGACCCGUGGGGCUGUUGGCGGUCAUGGCGGCCAAGCACCUGGGGGCUAGCCAGAUAUUCGCUGUUGAUGCUGUGCCGGAGCGCCUGGCGGUGGCGGCGGAGCUUGGCGCGCAGCCGCUGCUGCUAGGGAGCACACGACCUGCCCACGCCAGUGGUGAGGCUGAUGAGGAGAGGGAGGCCAAGAGGCAAAAGGCGGAGGCAGGGGAGUCAGCAGCGGCGGAGACGCCCAGCAUGAGCAGCGGCGGGGCGGACGAGGUGGUGGCGGCGGUGAAGGCGGCGACAGAAGGGCGCGGCGUGGACACAGUGCUGGAGGCGGUGGGCUCCAACAGCGCGCUGCGCCUGGGCUAUGACCUGGUGCGCCCCAUGGGCACCAUCAGCAGCGUCGGCGUCAACACCAGCGCCGAGUUCCCCUUCUCACCGGUCGAUGCCUACAACCGGAACAUCACGUUCCGGUCCGGCCGCUGCCCGGCGCGGGCUUACAUGACUAAGCUCAUGGGCCUGGUGCGGGAGCCCCCGGCAGCGGCAGCAGCUGGGGCCGCACCCACCGCCGCCGCCGGCAAGAGCGCGCUGCCGUGGCGCCGCAUCUUCACGCACCGCAUGCCGCUGAGCCAGGGCCCGCAGGCGUACGACAUGUUUGCACGGCGCGCGGACGGCGUCAUUAAGAUCGUGCUAGACCCCUGGGCGUGAGGGAGUAAGCAAGCAGCUGCGUGUCGCAGGCGCUUGCCUACAGCGAGGGAUGUGUGCUUGGCUCAGCGCAUUGCUCACCCACUCACCCGAGGCCGUGCCCGAGGCGCUGAACUGUUUGAAUGGAGCCCACUAGCCCCGGGGAGCAUGCAUGCGUGCGGUAUAGUGGAUGCGCUGAUUAAAGGAGUAGCAUGUCAAUGCGGCAAUCAGCAGGCGUUCGCGGUCGGCCGGACCAUGUGCGUCUACCAUGUGCCGUGUUGCCAUGUGAUGUUGCGAUUGCAUUGAGAGGCGUGCUAGCCGCUCUUGUGUUGAUAGUCCGCUCUUCAUUUCAAAGCCACGCCUUCACAGGCCUUUCGCCGUGUGACUGUGCGCAUGGGGGAUGUGCAGUGUGUGUUACCC
Chlamydomonas reinhardtii is the source of this 1733-nucleotide messenger RNA. RefSeq lists its product as uncharacterized. Bases 84 to 1337 code for a protein of 417 amino acids. NCBI's taxonomy places the organism in Eukaryota, Viridiplantae, Chlorophyta, Chlorophyceae, Chlamydomonadales, Chlamydomonadaceae. Gene Ontology annotation, molecular function: oxidoreductase activity; zinc ion binding. The transcript is spliced from 10 exons. The record is from RefSeq and is a predicted model, not a curated record.